ACUCUUCUUAUCUGCGACUUCCAGCAUGCGUACGAUUCACUUCCACCGACCCAAGCACCACUUGCCCGACAAGUAAUAAUAAGAAGCCCACCAUGGCCCGCCUUUCGGCAUCCAACUCCGCGGCUGCCAGCAGCGCCAACGGUCACAUUUCGGCUCCUUCAACCGCAACUUCGGCAGAUCCAGCAUCAUUGCCAUCUACCUCACACAGCAAUGUCGGCGACUCGAAGCCCGUAGAAGAUGACAUCCCGGACACGGACUGGGAGGACGAAGCGGUCGAUACAGCGCCUUUGCCCAUGGACGACACUCUCUUUCCAGGAGGCACUCGCGACCUCUCCUACAUAGGGGUUCAAGCUUUCUUCCUGGGAACUGUCUUUGCUGCUGGCAUAUCAGGGACGAUCACAGCAGUUGUCCUGGGAUCCGCGUGGUGGCGCCUUCCAGCCUUCGCAACGAGUCUCGCGCUCUUCCAUUUCUUGGAGUACUUCACCACUGCUCGAUACAACACUCCGGCACUGCGAGCGGAGAGUUUCCUGCUGUUCAACAAUGGCAGAGCUUACCAAGCCGCUCAUGGAUGUGCAACAUUGGAGUUGAUCGUCAGUCGCUUCUUUCCCCAAUAUGGCCAGACAUUCGUCAACCCUCUCACCAUCGCCCUGGGCAUUGCUUUAAUCGUUGUCGGCCAGCUCGUUAGAAGCCUUGCAAUGGCGCAGGCCGGACCAAGCUUCAACCAUGUAAUCGCAAGGGAGCACAAAGAGCACCACAAGCUUGUAACUCACGGCUUGUACUCCAUCUUCAGACAUCCCAGCUACUUUGGCUUCUUCUGGUGGGCCAUCGGAACGCAAUUCCUGGUCGGCAAUAAGAUCUGUUUGGUGGGAUACAUCAUCGUUUUGUGGCAAUUCUUCUACAGACGUAUUCAGGGCGAGGAGAAGUUUUUAGUCAACUUCUUCGGCGACAAGUACAUUGAGUACAGGAAGAAGACUGGGACGAAGAUUCCGUUCAUACGCUGAAAGCGACGAGGAGUGAAAUGGUCGACACAUGCACAAAGCGUGGAAGAGUACAGUGCCAGUCUUCGCGCAUGAUCGCAGCCCAGCAGCAUAGCAUAGACGUUGCAUAGUCACGAGCUCGUCUCGAAUGAAAGAG
This is a messenger RNA of Cercospora beticola, 1134 nucleotides long. RefSeq names its product protein-S-isoprenylcysteine carboxyl O-methyltransferase (gene STE14). The record is from RefSeq and is a predicted model, not a curated record. Gene Ontology annotation, molecular function: protein C-terminal S-isoprenylcysteine carboxyl O-methyltransferase activity. Gene Ontology annotation, biological process: C-terminal protein methylation. NCBI's taxonomy places the organism in Eukaryota, Fungi, Ascomycota, Dothideomycetes, Mycosphaerellales, Mycosphaerellaceae. Gene Ontology annotation, cellular component: membrane; endoplasmic reticulum.